AGGUUACGUCAAAAAGAGAUACGUGAUGCAGCGGUGAAUAAAAAGGAACCUCAAAUAGAAAAAACAAAAAGUAAGCGAGAAAGACGAAAAGCAAAAGAUAGUGAUGAGAAAUCAACUAAAGGUGAUAAGUAUGAUUUUUUAAACGUAUUUUCAUUACGAAGUAGACGUGAACGAAAGCGAAAGAAAAAGGAUCGAUUAAGUGAAAGUAAAA
Messenger RNA from Loa loa (African eye worm), 211 nucleotides. RefSeq lists its product as hypothetical. NCBI's taxonomy places the organism in Eukaryota, Metazoa, Nematoda, Chromadorea, Rhabditida, Onchocercidae. The record is from RefSeq and is a predicted model, not a curated record. The transcript is spliced from 2 exons. The annotation marks the transcript as partial.